CAACAAUAUUAUAAUCAUUUACUGUCAUAAGCGGCCGCGAAGUGACGUGUUUGUUUUUUUUUUCUAGUGAUUUACCGUUCCAUCAAUAAAAAAACAUGUCUGUGGCUGUAAAUAAAGGUAUAUACAUAGUGGCAGCCAAAAGAACCCCCUUCGGCCGCAUGGGGGGGAUGUUGCGGGAUGUCCACCCUUCGGACCUCAUGGCCGCGGCUGCGAGGGAGGCCUUCAAGGCGUCAGCGAUCUCUCCAGACAUAAUUGACACUGUUAAUGUGGGACAAGUGAAUGGGCUGAGUGGUACCUCAGACGGAGGUCUAGCUCCUCGCCACGCGGCUCUGAAGGCGGGAGUGCCGCAAGACAAACCGGCUCUGGGUGUGAACAGGCUCUGCGGAUCAGGGUUCCAGGCCGUCGUCAACAGCGUCCAGGACAUCUUAACUGGCACCGCCCAAGUCUCGCUUGCUGGCGGGACAGAAAAUAUGUCAGCAGUACCCUUCGUUGUUAGAAACGUACGUUUCGGCACUUCCCUGGGUACAAAUGUACCAUUCGAAGAUCUCCUCACCUCUGGUUCCUUGGACACUUACUGUAACUUCACGAUGCCGCAGACGGCUGAGAAUCUUGCAGAGAAAUAUGGACUGAUGAGAGGAGAGGUGGACGAUUUCGCUAUCCAAUCACAAAGACGGUGGAAAGCUGCAUUCGACGCCGGCGUGUUCAAAGAAGAGAUGGCUCCAGUCACAGUUAAGGUGAAGAAACAGGAAGUAGUCAUAGACAAGGACGAGCACCCCCGUCCAGAGACAACGACCGAGGCGCUCAAUAAACUUCCUGUGCUUUUCCGCAAGGGAGGCGUGGUCACUGCUGGCAAUUCUUCAGGCGUAAACGACGGAGCUGGAGCGCUGAUCGUGGCUAGCGAAGACGCCGUGAAGAAGCACGGUCUGAAGCCCCUCGCGAGGAUCCUCGCUUGGUCCUUCGUGGGAGUGGACCCUAGCGUCAUGGGCAUUGGACCAGUGCCGGCUAUAAAGAAUGUACUGUCUGUCACUGGCCAUAAGCUGGAGGACAUUGACUUAAUUGAGAUAAACGAGGCCUUCGCUGCUCAAACCCUGGCCUGCGUCAAGGAACUGGGCUUGGACCAGAACAAGCUCAACGUGAACGGCGGGGCUAUCGCUAUGGGCCACCCCCUGGGAGCUUCUGGUGCCAGGAUCACGGCGCACUUGGCACACGAAUUGAGACGUCGAGGACUCAAGAAGGGAAUCGGUUCAGCCUGCAUCGGCGGCGGACAAGGUAUCGCCAUCCUAUUAGAGUCAGUCUGAUGAUAGCAAAUAGAAGAGUUUCUAUAAUUUAAGUGUUGAUGAGCCUAAUGAACAGAGCAGCGAUAAAAUCGAAUUUAUAUAAAUUAUAAAAACUAACAUUUUUUAAAAAAUGUCCAUAUAAAAUUUUAUUUAAAAAAAUAAUUUAAAAAUAGUAAUGUAUGUACUUAACUUAAGAAUAAUUACCACGCAUAAAGAAAUUGCAUACAUAUAAUGAAAGGAAGAGUUAUUUUUAUAUUAUUAUUAUUUGUUACUUAAUUUAUAUUUUCUAUACGUACCUAAUUUUUUUAAAUAAUGUCGACUGAUAGCACAUACUUUUUUGUUAUGAAUAAUUGUAUUUUUAAUAAAUAUGUAUUACUGCA
Molecule: messenger RNA, 1657 nt
Organism: Amyelois transitella
Lineage: Eukaryota; Metazoa; Arthropoda; Insecta; Lepidoptera; Pyralidae
Product: 3-ketoacyl-CoA thiolase, mitochondrial-like
Exons: 8
Coding region: 96-1298 (400 amino acids)
Biological process (GO): fatty acid beta-oxidation
Molecular function (GO): acetyl-CoA C-acetyltransferase activity
Source: RefSeq, a predicted model, not a curated record